This is a messenger RNA of Xiphias gladius (swordfish), 1112 nucleotides long. RefSeq names its product Rieske domain-containing protein. The transcript has 5 exons. The record is from RefSeq and is a predicted model, not a curated record. Lineage: Eukaryota; Metazoa; Chordata; Actinopteri; Istiophoriformes; Xiphiidae. The coding region runs from base 169 to 687 and encodes 172 amino acids. Gene Ontology annotation, molecular function: 2 iron, 2 sulfur cluster binding.
GUCGUGGAAUCUCGUUCAUCGGUCUGUUUCACUGGGGACAAAAUUGGAGCAUCUUCAGCGACCUGUUGCCGGGCUACCAGCGCCAUCCCGAACCCGGAGGUGACACUCGGGAGUCAGAGAUGUAACGAAACUACGUGAAAAGGAAGCCUGCUCUAAGAAGAGUUCAACAUGUCCUCUGAAGAGGAGACUUCUCAGACUUCCUCCUCCUCCUCCUCAUCACCUCCUUCAGCCUCACACUUCAUCGGGAAGAAGGAGGACAUUGUGAAGGCAGGGCGCGUGACCAAGCUGGUGAAUGGAUCCAGAGAUAUACUGGUCCUGUACCACCAGGGGAAGCUUCAUGCAAUGGACAUGCGCUGCUACCACUCAGGUGGUGCAUUACAGUAUGGAGACAUUGAGGAGUUUAAUGGGCGGCUAUGCAUCGUGUGUCCGUGGCACAAGUACAAGAUCACACUUGCAGAAGGGGAAGGGCUAUACCAAGCUGUGGAUGAUCCUACAGCCAAACCCCUGAGAACAAAUUGGCGUUCCAAGGGUGUCAAACAGAGGAUUCACAAGGUCACUGAGGUCAACGGGGAUGUAUAUGUAGUGCUGAACAACUCCAGCGAGGCCAUCGACUCAGACGCCUACCAGACUGAGAAAUACAGGACUGUCCUACUCAAGGCUGAGCCAAAACCCAAGCCCAAGAAAUAGCUAGAUACUCGAGGAUUCGUUAAUUAUACGACUAAAAAUACUUGGAUGCUUCAAGGACAAUUUGGAAAAGCUUUGUUUUUAAUAGGGGAAACAUCAAAAGCUUCAAGAGGAGGAUGUUCAGGAUUUGUAUUGUUUCAGUCUGGUUUGUAGAAAACAUUGCAUUAUUGCAGAUAUUGAUCAAAUCAGUAAAUAUUUAAUGUAUAAAUUUCUGGCCUUUUUGACUAUAUUCAAAAACAUUUUGUUUUGUUACAGAAUAUUGGGGAUUAUAACUAUUAAAUAAUUUUGAAAAAUAUACUGUUUAUUUUUGGUAGAAACUAUUACUGAUUAUUUUUAUGUCGCCGCAAGUUUCUCCUGUAGAGUAGGUAAUCCGAUCAGAUUUUGUAGUACCUUCCUGCAAAAUUGCAUAUUAAAGUUUUUUGUUAAUA